AUGCUGGGAAACGCGAAUUCUUUGUGUCGGUUAGGAUCCGAUUCUACUUUUGAACGGCGAUUCGCCGGAUCUUUACAACUUCAACAAGUAAGUUUCUGUGAUUUCGCUUCAUUGAAAUUUUAGCUUUCCCUAUGUGGCGUAUUUCAACCACAUAGAGAAAGACAAAAUUUAAAAUUCCCAAAAGAUUUCUAGAUUAAAAAAAAAUUAAGCUUUGUCUGAAGAAGCCGUAAGUUAGCAAUAAAAUUGAUCAAAUAACGUAAUAAUUGACAAAAGUCGUUUAAACUAGGGAAAACAUUGCAGAAGAAAUGUCGAAAGUGGGAAAAGAGCUAUUCCGCAGUUACUUUCCUGUAUUUUUCGAAAUUUGAACACUAAAAAAUUGUUUAUUGCAAAUGCAUAGAAAAAGAUAGAUAUUUUUAGAAAAAUGCGUUAUUUUUGAAAGAAUCAUGUUAUUUUGGAAAAUGCAGAGGAAUGAGCCAGAGGUUUGCUGUGCUGAACACUGAAAGAAUGGAAGUGAGGUGGUAAAUCAGAGAGAAAUGAAAAAAGCCAACAGGCGGCGAGCACUUGUUGGUGCCGCAAGUGACCUAAGGGCGACACCUGCCACAUCGUCAUCGGCUGUUGACCUCCAGGAAAUCAACGAAUCACAGGAACACUUCAGGAUUUCCGGUGGCGACCUGCGUACGGGGUUCUGAAGGCCAACCUUCUGUUUCUGUACAAUAGGGCAGAAGAAGAGCAGAACCAGGGAGCUCCUUUUCUUCUCCUUAUCAUCGAAGAUUGCUUCAUCGAGUUGUGUGAUGAAAACAAGAUCGGCAAAGACUUCACUUUCGAGAUCAAGUUCAAAACGUAAUGUUUUUUUCAGAAAUUUUUACAUUUUGUAGUCUUUUUUCUUGAAUUUCUCAAGAAAAGUUUUACAUUUCGUUUAAGUCUUCAUUUUCUGAUUUCCGUAAAUAAUAAAGACGUUGUUCAAGGACCGGUCGAAGCUUCGUCUUUGCCGCCGAAGAUUUCAAGUCUUUGGGUCGUUGGGUCUCUCUGCUGACCAUCUCGCCCAUGGAUUACAUCCAACUCUCGAAGCAGUCCUUCAGCGAACAAAUCGAGCAGGGACAGAUCAGGACGCUCGAAACCAAGCAAUGA
This is a messenger RNA of Caenorhabditis auriculariae, 1128 nucleotides long. Lineage: Eukaryota; Metazoa; Nematoda; Chromadorea; Rhabditida; Rhabditidae. The record is from the annotation of a GenBank genome assembly.